CAAGGGAGCUAAUUGAAGGAGUAUCGUUAGCAGAAUCUGUUUCUUUCUCUUUCAAUUAUGUCGACUUUCACGUUUUACGCGAUUUAUUUCUUCUCGCUGGUCUUCGCCAUCGAAGCUAAUAAAUACCUGAAAGAUAAACAGAAGGUCAACGUCGACGCAAACAAUCUUAUGUAUAAUGCAGCCAUCGGACGUCACUUUCGAAUGAUUAAGGUCCAAGAGAUUUGGAAUAAAGCCGAAAAGCGCCUUACCGGUCAGCCAUUGGCCGACUGCUAUGCCGAGCUGAAAGUUCAAGACAAACUCCAGUAUGACCUGAAGUGGCUGAAACAUAAAAACAAGCAUAAAGCUUUGGAGAAAGAACACGAAGUGGACACACAGCUAAUGACUAUUGCAAGGAAGUACGACUUGGGUGAGUACCCUGGCAUGAACAAACUAAAUAUCCCAGAUCCCCACAUAAAUAAGGAUGCUGCAAAAUUGAAGAGUAAACAUCUAAAGAAACUCUGGAAACAAGCCCAUUAUUCAGGUUUCACAGAUGAAGAAUUAAGUAAAUUGCAGGAUGAAUUCCUGAAACACCAACAGAAACUCGAUGAAUAUGAAAAGAUGAAGGAGAAACUUGCUGACUUAGAAAAGGUUACUCAUAACAACUUGGGUAGCGAUGACGAAUUGAGACUGGUACAUAAAGAAUUCAAGGUGAAAAAUAAAGAAAUGAAAGCAGUCCAUCGAGAACUUAAUAAGAAAUUUGAUGGUUUGACCAAACAGGUGAACGAAGGGAAAGUAGAUGAGGAUUUCACUGAUUUCCGAGUGUACCAGUUAUACGCCAUGGCUAAAAAGACAGCAAUGUCUAAGAACGAACUGGAAAAUUUUAAGGAGGAAUUAAAAUCUUUCCAGCAGCGCAUCACUAAACAUGAGACUCUGAAAGAAAUGGUGAUGCAGUCGAAAGAGUAUUUUGACAAACAAGUUGAUGAUGGCCAAUAUCCGAAGAAACACACAGACUUAGUUAACAAGGCAAACCAUUAUGAACAUGUGGUCAAGAAACAUCACAAUGAACUUUAUCAUCGAGUGGACAGCAUGAUAUUUAAACACACAGAACUUUAGAAUUCCCACAUUUUGUUUUUUUUUUUUUGCCUUUUCUUUUGUUUUUGUGCCUUUUCUAUUUUUUGUCUCUUUCUCAAUCUUCUACCCAUGCCAUGGAAGGACUCGGUGGCCUUCUGCUCCAUAUGAAAUCUUGUUCACUUCUUUCUUUAUAGAGACUGUUAUCCGAUAAAAGUCUG
This is a messenger RNA of Octopus sinensis (East Asian common octopus), 1268 nucleotides long. RefSeq names its product alpha-2-macroglobulin receptor-associated protein. Gene Ontology annotation, biological process: regulation of receptor-mediated endocytosis. Gene Ontology annotation, molecular function: receptor antagonist activity; heparin binding; low-density lipoprotein particle receptor binding. The transcript has 7 exons. The record is from RefSeq and is a predicted model, not a curated record. Gene Ontology annotation, cellular component: endomembrane system; endoplasmic reticulum. Lineage: Eukaryota; Metazoa; Mollusca; Cephalopoda; Octopoda; Octopodidae. Bases 58 to 1092 code for a protein of 344 amino acids.